Saprolegnia parasitica CBS 223.65 is the source of this 835-nucleotide messenger RNA. RefSeq lists its product as hypothetical. The transcript is spliced from 3 exons. The coding region runs from base 1 to 798 and encodes 265 amino acids. Lineage: Eukaryota; Oomycota; Saprolegniomycetes; Saprolegniales; Saprolegniaceae. The record is from RefSeq and is a predicted model, not a curated record.
AUGAAGUUUGACCGCGUGACGUCGCCCAUUGACGGCGACUACGAGAUCGAGAUGGCCGAUGAAGCGCCGCCGCGACGACACCGCGCCAUCAUUCUUGGCUGCCUCGCUGCCGUGUACUUGGCAAUGACCGGCAUUAUCAUCUACCUCCUCGCGAGCAAAUACCCAGCGUCGUCCAUGCCCGUCAUCCUCAUGGUCGGCGACUCGAUCACCGAGUAUGCGGCCAACGUCCACAUGCACGGCUUCCAGGCGUCGCUGGCCCACGACUACAUUCGCCACGCCGACGUUGUCAACCGCGGCCGGGCCGGUUGGUCUACCGCGAACUGGCGCCCAAAGAUCCCGGCGCUGAUCCGCGAGUGGGAAGCCCGCCCGCCGAUCCUCGUCACGAUUGCACUCGGCACGAACGAUGCAUCCCUUCCGAAUGCCACUGGGCUUUACGUGCCACCGGAGAAGUACACAGCCAACCUCGAGGCCAUGGUGGUGCGCCUCAGCGAUGCUUUUCCCGCGACCCAAUUCCUCUUUGUGACGCCGGCGGUCUCGGACGACGACUCGGCGAUGGGCCAACUGCACCGCAACGACCGCGCAGGAACGUACGCGGCGCUGUGCAAGCAAGUGGGCGAUAAGUGGAAGAUUCCUGUCGUCGAUCUCUGGACGCCACUGCAAGGCAAGCAAAAGACCGUCCUUAGCGACGGCCUCCACCUCAAUCAAGCUGGCAACGAAUUUGUGUACGACCAAAUCAAGAACGCGAUCGCGACUUCGUACCCGCAGCUGCGACCGAGCGCAUUGCCCGAACGGUCCUAAUGGCCAUUCCCGAUAUUCUAGUUCUACUAGAAUGUAU